GUGAAACAGCGGGCUGGUGAAAGCCUUCAGGAAGUCAGUCAGCCAACGUGUCUUUUCUUGAUGAAAGCAAGAGUAAGAACGGGGACGUGGAAUGUCUGGGCAAUGUAAGAGGCUGGGAAGGCUGCCCAGGUAGCCAAAGAGAUGCGAAGAUAUGCCUUAGAAGUACUGGGUAUCUGCGAAAGCAGAUGGAAUGGAUGUGGAUUGACAACAUUGUCAACAGGAGAGUCAAUAAUCUACUCCGGUCACCCAGAUUACAACCACGAACACACCGAGGGAGUGGCCAUGAUGUCACCAGUGGCAGCCAAAGCCCUAAUGCAGUGGGAACCAAUUUCACCCAGGAUCAUGACAGCAAGAUUCAACUCCGAAGGAAGGAAGGUAACAAUUAUCCGAUGCUAUGCACAGUGCUACAAACAACGCGGAACAAGAGAGGAAGAAGAAGAAGGAUUUUUACAGACAACUACAAACAGUAAUGGACAACAUCCAGAAUGGAGACAUCAAAACCCUCAUGGGCGAUAUGAAUCCCAAACUGGGACCUGAUAACACAGGAAGCGAAUUCAUCAUGGAUCGAAAGGCUCUCGGAGAAAUGAAUGAGAACGGGGAAUUAUUCGCAGACUUCUGCUCUUUCAACGAUUUGGUGAUCGGAGGGAGCGUGUACAAACACAAGGAUAUACACAAAGCAACGUGGAUUUCGCCUGACGGACAUACCACAAACCAAAUAGAUUUCAUCUCAAUCUCAAGG
Molecule: messenger RNA, 739 nt
Organism: Trichobilharzia szidati
Lineage: Eukaryota; Metazoa; Platyhelminthes; Trematoda; Strigeidida; Schistosomatidae
Source: the annotation of a GenBank genome assembly